UUGCCGUCAACUCCUCCGCCGAUGUCGACGCUCAAAUCCAAACAACACUACCGCUGGCUGCCAUCCGCCAUUCCAAAUCGAAGCAAGAAGUCGCAAGCUGCCGCCCCCGCCUUCCGUCGCUUUCAGCUGCCACCGACCGCCAUUUCCCUCCUACGGUCGAGUUCAGCUGCCUCUUCAACACCGACAUUGCCACGCCAAAACGCCGACAGCUGCCUCCACCGGUCACCGCUGCAACAAUUUCGGGAGUGGAAAGAGCUAUUUGGCAAAAAUGUUACGCGGCCUUGAGGUUGAGCUAGAAUGGUGGCAAAGAAAGUGUUUAACCAAGACAUGUACUUCAAGAAGACUGUUAAGUUUGAUGGGAAGCCCAUGUCACAUUUGGAAUCGAUUGCUUCCUCAGCGGUAAGAGCAGCCAUCAAGGUGAAAGCUUCUGUUACUAUUUGCUUCACUUCAUCUGGAAGAGCUGCAAGACUAAUAGCAAAAUAUAGGCCAACAAUGCCAGUACUAUCAGUAGUAAUUCCUCGGCUCAAGACCAAUCAACUUAAGUGCUAGUUGUGCCCAUUCAUUCAGAACAUAGGUUGGCUAGAAAUAGGAUGCAAUAGCAAAUGGUGAUGUGUCAGACUACUCUCAAUCGGAAUAGGGAUCAAUGAAUCCUCUAGCUCUAAGAUUAUAGCUUCGAAUACUUUGUACUUGAACUCGUUCCACAUCUCGGCCCUCAACCGAAAAAUGAUGUCGUGGAGUUCUGCCAGCUCUGCCUUUCCCUAGCCAGGUAUGAUGUCUAUGAUGCAUGGUUUAGCUGUGCUUCUAAUCAGGUACGUUACUAUACGCUAAUUUCAUUUCUUUAACAUAUAUAUAUAUGGAAUCCAAUCCAAUCGCCAUCUCAGAUCAUCAGUAUUUCAUCUAUCGCACCAGAUAGACAGACAGAGCCCCAAUUCCUAGUAUUUAUGUUGUUUUUGAAUUGAGAUAUGAGAUAUGUAUGUGUAAUAUAAUGUAAUGUAGGUUGCGCAAGUUCUGCUGACACUGCCCUACUCAUUUUCGCAACUGGGAAUGGUGUCUGGAAUAAUGUUCCAGCUCUUCUAUGGGCUCAUGGGGAGCUGGACUGCUUAUC
This is a messenger RNA of Ipomoea triloba (trilobed morning glory), 1105 nucleotides long. RefSeq names its product pyruvate kinase 1, cytosolic-like. The record is from RefSeq and is a predicted model, not a curated record. Gene Ontology annotation, cellular component: cytoplasm. Gene Ontology annotation, biological process: glycolytic process. The coding region runs from base 298 to 549 and encodes 83 amino acids. The transcript has 7 exons. Lineage: Eukaryota; Viridiplantae; Streptophyta; Magnoliopsida; Solanales; Convolvulaceae. Gene Ontology annotation, molecular function: pyruvate kinase activity; potassium ion binding; magnesium ion binding.